This is a messenger RNA of Lytechinus variegatus (green sea urchin), 3834 nucleotides long. RefSeq names its product protein RFT1 homolog (gene rft1). Gene Ontology annotation, cellular component: endoplasmic reticulum membrane. Lineage: Eukaryota; Metazoa; Echinodermata; Echinoidea; Temnopleuroida; Toxopneustidae. The coding region runs from base 133 to 1839 and encodes 568 amino acids. The transcript has 14 exons. Gene Ontology annotation, biological process: dolichol-linked oligosaccharide biosynthetic process; glycolipid translocation. The record is from RefSeq and is a predicted model, not a curated record.
GCUCAACGAACUCAAUCCUGGAGCAUCCGGGAUCGAUUGCUUAAGAUUGGAUGGAGCUGGAGCCCGGAAAGUGAAGCACACUUGUCCUUCAUCAGACUUCUUUUUGUGUGUUGAGUCUUGAUAUUCUCCAAGAUGACAGCAGAAAGAGACCAGUCUGUGCUGGCAAGCAGUGCUCGGUCAGCAUCUUACAACAUGGUACUUCAGGUGAUGUUCCGUGUUGUUACAUUCAUGCUGAAUGCCUUCAUCAUCAAGUAUGGCUAUGUGCAUGAGGAUAUGUUAGGAGUCGUCAAUGUUAGAUUGAUGCUUCUAUACUCCACCAUACUUUUUAUAGCUAGAGAGGCAUUCCGCAGAGCUUGUCUUAGUCAGAGUAGUAAACACUACUGGCCACAAGUUAUCAACCUUCUGUGGUGCUCGUUUCCACUUGGUGUGGUAUGUGCCACCGUGUUAAGUUAUGUCUGGAUAGCCUUAUUAUCUCAUCCAGACCCUGAGAUUGUUCCACAUUACAAUACUUCUGUCCUGGUCUUUGCCUUCUCAGCUGUGAUUGAACUUGUAGCUGAACCUUUCUGGGUUGUUGGCCAGGCCAUGCUUUUUGUUCGUCUCAAGGUUGUGAUUGAAGGGAUUGCUAUAGCAUUCCGAUGUUCAUUGACUGUCUUUCUACUUCUUAUUAAUCCUCAUAUUGGUGUCACAGCUUUUUGUGUUGCUCAGAUUGUGUACAGCUAUGUCUGUGUAUUCCUAUACUUCCUUUACUUCUCCAACUAUGCCACGUUCCUUUCCAAGAAAGAUGAUACAUUUCCAAUGAAAGAAGCCAGAGAUUUCUUUCCCCGCCAUCUUCCAGACAAGCCUUGGACGAGUCCAGAGUUGGCCAGAUUGACUUGGAGUUUCUUCAAGCAAGGAUUCCUAAAGCAGCUUUUAACUGAAGGUGAACGCUAUGUGAUGACCCUAUUGAAUGUGCUGAGUUUCAGUGAUCAAGGAAUCUAUGAUGCAGUAAACAAUCUGGGUGCAUUAGCUGCUAGGUUCAUAUUCUUGCCCAUAGAAGAGAGUGGUUACCUAUUCUUUGCACAAACACUGAAGAGGGGCCAGGGCUUCAAGCAACAAGAUAAGGAUUCUAUUGAGUUAGCCUCCAAAGUGUUACAGAGUCUGCUAAAGUUUGUUGUUCUUAUUGGAUCCAUCAUUCUCAUCUUUGGCUAUGCCUAUUCCUACCUCCUUCUAGACCUGUAUGCUGGUCCUGUCCUAAGUUCCCCACCAGGUCCCAAGCUCCUACGUUGGUUCUGCGUCUAUGUUCUACUGAUUGCUAUUAAUGGAACCACAGAGUGUUUUGUGUUUGCUGCUAUGAGUCAACAUGAUGUAGACAGAUAUAAUACCAAGAUGCUUGGGUUUUCACUCGUCUUUCUUUCAUCUUCAUGGUACCUUACCAAAACUAUUGGUAGUGUAGGCUUCAUCUUAGCUAACUGUCUCAACAUGUUGGCAAGAAUUAUACACAGUAUAUAUUUCAUCGCUAAGUUCUACUCUGGGAGUCCAUUCAAGCCUCUGAAAGGCUUGAUACCAUCAGUAUAUGUUCUAAUCACACUAGCAUUUUCCUGGCUAAUCACAACCAUGUCAGAACUGAAGUACAAGCAGACAACAUGGUCGCAUCGAUUCACCCACAUAGGCAUUGGUGGUGCCUGCCUCCUAGGUGUCUUGAUAGUCAUCAUCUUCACAGAAACCCAACUUGUCUCCUUCAUCAGGGAGCAAUGGAAAGAGAGAAGGAAAGCUAUAGAAAAGAGGAGAUCAAAACCAAAGGAAGAGGACGAGGAGAGAUAUGAAGAUGAAACUAUACCUGGAAAGGAGAAGGUACAGUGAGUGCAGCUAGGACUCUUUAAAGUUGUGAAUUUGGUCAGAGAAUAGAGAUGGAAUGGUCAGAGAGAGAGAGACCAAAGAAAGUGACAGAAUGACAUAGGAAAAAGAAGAGACGACGAACAACAUGAUUGACUAUAGAUUAUAAGUGGAAGGUACAAAAAGCAUGGUUGAGAAGUCUGGAAUGUAUGAAAAUGGAAGCAUGUGAAAGGAAUGCUCAACACAAUCCCACUGUGGAGGAAAAGAGUGAAGAAAAAAGGUGAAGAUACACUCUAAUGAGAGCAAGGUAUAAUGAAUGAAGCAACGGAUAUGAGAAAUUUAAGGACCAAAAAAAAUUGAAAUCCACUGGAUUGCCUGCCUAAUCUAUAAUCAAAUUGUGUUAAACACAACACAUAUAACGUAGUAAUAUGUAUGCUUUUUCCUCACUGUAAGAAUUGCAAGGAUAUCGCUUGUGGUGAUGGGAUGACAAUUUUGGGUGAAAGAACAUUUUUUUAGGAAACUGUUCAAAUUGCAUUACAUUUUGUGUAAUUGUCCUUUCUUACUAGAAUAAUUCUUAAAAGAAAUUGUGAAAUAAUGUAAUCAUGAUGAUCAAGAGUAUUAUUGAUAUUGCUUGUUUUCAUAUUUUGAUAAUCAUAAUCUUCUCUUCUGAAAAGACUUGUUCUCAUCUACAUUCCAUUUUGUCACACAAUAUUAAUAAUACAGAAGAGAAAACAAAUCUCAAGUAAAGACAAUGGCCUCAUGUCUUGUAGAUAUUUGGCUUUCCGCUUCAUAUUUCUAACUUACAUCAUUUGCUCAUUUGAAUUGAGCCCUGUACUUUAUCUUUGGGUAUUUUGUAGAGUCUUCUAUGGACUGAUUCAAUCUCCUUUCUGAUGAUUUGAAGUUGUUAGACAUUCAGUAGUUAAUCAAUUAUGUCAAAUAUCUAUUUCUAUUGCUUUUGUAAUACUUUCUGUUCAGGGUGUUCAUGGGUUUCUAUUUUUUUGUUAUUUCAGAUGUCUGUCAGAUUUUUUUUACAAGUUUUUAUAGUUCUGCAGUCAAUAUUUAUUCAGACUUUAAAACCAAAUCCAGGGGUAAGCUUUUUUUAAGAAAUGAAAAUUCCAUUGUGCCAAUUUUUAAAGAAGUUGUUAACCCAAAACUUUUCUUAAUGAUUUAAUUGUCCCAGCUAAUUAUUGUUGUUAAAUUCUGCUGCCAAGCCUUGUCUAACUUAGCAUUAGCAUUUAGUCUUUAUGUAAAUGUAAACUUUGUAAUCAGAUAGUGAGAUACUAUUCUUGAAGUUAAGAUUUACAGAUAACCACUUUGUAUUUUUUGUUCUAGAAAUAUUUUGCAGAAGUUCAUUGUUCCAGAUACUAUGUUGAACUAUCUGAAUACUGGCAUCUAUCCAAAUCUUACACAUACCACAAAAAUGUUCCUACUUGUUCUUAUUGAAUCAUAGUUAUGCAAAUAAAUUAUGUUAGCUUAUUAUUAACUUCCUAAUGCUUUAUUUAUUUAUUUUUUUAUCAUUAAGAGUGUGUGGAGCUCAAUGCUCUGUGCAAAGGUUGUUUUUAUUCUAACUUUAUUAACAUGCAUUUAAUGCAUUUUCAAUGUUUGUUAAUUCUCAAAGUACUUACAUUCAAACUUUUAUUACAAUUUUAUAUAGCAAUAGACAUGAUCACAGAAUGUUUUCAAACAAAUAGAAUUGAAGUACUUACAUUAACAUAUUAAUCUUUUGCGUGGAAACUUUCAAAAUAUUACCAUUGUGCCUUCUAGAUUAUUCUAGGUGAUGAAGUAAAUUCUUGUAGUAGAAUAUAUAAAAGCAUUUCAACUCACAGAUUAGAUUCUACAUCAGAUAAAAAAUUACAGAGUUUAUUCCCAUGUAACUUCUUUAUUUGUUGAUUAUUUCUCUCACUAAGUUUUUGUUAUCAAAGACCAUUAGUGUUUGCAUUCAUUCGAUUUUACCUGUAUUAUUUUGAAGACUUAAAAUUUAACUCUUUAUACUCUUUUGCCUUAAUGUUUAUUUUAUGCAAA